This is a messenger RNA of Phytophthora sojae, 1293 nucleotides long. RefSeq lists its product as hypothetical. Bases 1 to 1293 code for a protein of 430 amino acids. Lineage: Eukaryota; Oomycota; Peronosporomycetes; Peronosporales; Peronosporaceae. The transcript is spliced from 4 exons. The record is from RefSeq and is a predicted model, not a curated record.
AUGUUGACCCAGAGCCAAGGAAGGGUAGCUGCCCGUGCCACCGUAGUCUGCUGGCACAGUGACUCGGUGCUGCAGGGCGGCGCGAGGUUAGACGGCCGGCUGCCGCCUGACCCGCCGGGGCUCAAAUCUGUAGUGCAGCCACUCACGAAGUAUUGCACGAAGGUGCUGGACCUGAUGCAUCGCUGCUCAAGUCCCAUGGUCAUGAUGACCAAUGGCCAGCAACCUUGGCAGUGGCUACUUUUGCUGCUGGGCCGAAGAUGGCACGCGCACUCGCUGCUGGAAGGCUGCCUCGGUCAGGCAAGGACAUGGCAGCCAGUCUGUGGCUUGGUCCGCGGACGAUGGCAUGUGUACAUGCGCAACACCAUACCGCAGCGUGAUGCUGUUGCUACACUGGACGCGUCGCGGUGCGUGACGCUCACUGUGCGCGUGGCACUUGAUGUACGCGAGGUACCCCUAGUGCACGCGACACUACUUGUGCACGUGGCACUUGAGGUGCACGAGGCACUUAUGGCAGUCGUGGUCCUGUAUGGACUGUGUGCCAUGCGGUCUUGCACGCACACCGACCUGGUGUUGGUCGCCGCGACGCAGGAUGCGAUCGCCGGUGACGGAGGGCAAUACACCCCACACCACGAUGAAGUACCCUUGCGGUACCCUGGUGUCGAAGGAAGACACCUAAGCGUCGGCGACGUGAUGGCCGUGACGCGCUGCAGGGCUUUAGACAAGUCCGCCGCGUUGCUCUGUAUGAUGAGCGGGUUGCUGGAAGCAGCCAUGGUCGCUCAAGCAAACACGACGUUGAAGCAUCAUGCUUCAUGGCUGUGGUCAGCGCUUGACCAUAGCCCAUGGGUCGAGCCGACGUAUUCGGCCGACAGACACUCCGCGCCGUGCGAGCAGGGCCCUGUCGGGCCGCUGUCGUGGCCGGAGAUGAGCAGCACAGCUCUCUCCAUGGUUACGCUACGCGCUGACCGGAAAGGUGCUGUCCCUCGCGGGAGGCACUGCAGCACGAACGUGCCAGCGGGGCCCGAGGGCCAUGCGACGCCAACUACUGGUUGUCUACGAGGGACACCGCAAGUUUGGAGGCACAUGCAUCCCGUGCCGAGGCACUCUGCGCCUGCUAGCGCUGUGAAUACGGCCACUAAACGCGUCGGCUUCGCGGCCAACAUCGCCGAGGGCAGGGGGGUUCCGCGCGGGGUGCCCGCUGCGGGCACAAGUCACUGUGGGCGUGACGAUGAGGCGCGCCAGCCUUGCGGCGGCAGCGCCCGAGAAUCUGACCUUUGGGUGUUCGGAUUCUCUUGA